AUGGACCUAAGAGCUGCUUGCAUGGCCAAGUACUGCCCUAAUGAUAUAAUCAUCCCAGACCCUAUUCCCGAGUUUGUGCAAAGUGCCUUCUAUAAUAUACUUGACGGUUUGGAGCUUGCACUGGAAAAGGAUAGUGUCCAGUGCUUCCUCCGCUUGUUCGCGAAAUCUCCCAAUGUCAUGGCAUGGAAUUUGAGCAUAACCUCUGAUACCUUGACCUGCAUGGUCAGCCAUAAUGCCCUGCAAUGCGCAAAGGUUGUGUUGCAGGGCAAGGCAUCUCGGCUCCAUGGUCUCCAUGCCAAUCCCAACUGCAUGAACCCGCACGGAUACUUUCCAAUCCAUGGAGCUGCUGAACGGUUCUCUGUUAACAUGAUCAAGUUGCUCUUCCGCCAUGGUGCUUCAGCCAAUGUUCGCACAGUCGGCGAUGCCGUCGUUCAGGAUUUACUCCCACUCCAUGUUGCGGUCGAGAAUGGUUGCAUGCAUAAGUAUCUGGAGGACAACCUCCUUCCUAUGCAGUAUCAUCCGGAUUAUAUAUACAAGCUCAUUCAUCUGUUGUGCCUACCUGAGAUGAAGAUCUUCCUCGAUACGGUUAGGCCUCUUGCUGGAAAAACAGAUAAUCUAGUUCAUGAGAUCUGGAACUACAUUAUGAAUGGAAAGCUUGUUCAGGCUACAGUUUUACUACUGGCAGCCCAAAAGCAGAUACGGAAGUAUGAUUUGUUUAAUACUAUCAUGUAUCAUAUAUUCAGAAAAACUUCUUUGAUAAGCUUUGGGAACGGUGAUAAUGGCGAGGCACGGAAGCAGAUGGAAGAAGUAUUUCAUCUUGUUAAUAUAAUUUCCCGUGCUGGUGAAGCUCUUGAUAAAUAUAUCCAGGCACAUUCAGAGGUGUCACACACGGAGGUCCUUGAACAUGUCUCAACUAUACUGAAGGGAUUUGGAUUUUUCCCAGGAGGAGACUGCAUUAACGUUGGAAACCUCCGCCCUUAUGACUGCAAGGUUUCUGUAAGGGGGUUACAUGGCAAAGGGAAUGUGGAUGGAACCAAGGAUCUUACAGAAAUGCCUUAUCUGCAUGCUGCAGAGCAGAAGCAUGCUACACUGGACUGGUACCAAAAGAGGCUGGCAUGUUGCAAGUAG
Molecule: messenger RNA, 1128 nt
Organism: Triticum aestivum (bread wheat)
Lineage: Eukaryota; Viridiplantae; Streptophyta; Magnoliopsida; Poales; Poaceae
Exons: 7
Coding region: 1-1128 (375 amino acids)
Biological process (GO): positive regulation of protein catabolic process; protein ubiquitination
Molecular function (GO): protein binding
Source: RefSeq, a predicted model, not a curated record